Xylona heveae TC161 is the source of this 1330-nucleotide messenger RNA. RefSeq lists its product as hypothetical. Gene Ontology annotation, molecular function: nucleic acid binding. NCBI's taxonomy places the organism in Eukaryota, Fungi, Ascomycota, Xylonomycetes, Xylonales, Xylonaceae. The transcript has 3 exons. Bases 120 to 1109 code for a protein of 329 amino acids. The record is from RefSeq and is a predicted model, not a curated record.
GCUUUAUGAUCCAAAUUUUGGACUGUGAGACUUGCCAAGGACCAGUUUGGGACAUAUAUGAUGCUUUGUGUUUGAAUUGAUAUAUCAAUCUUCUUUCAGUUGACCUUUUAUUCUUAAAUAUGGGACUGUCCGGUCCGCGCAAGCGGACUAAAUUUUCCUAUGACCCUAAUAACACAGCAUGGGCACGGUCAACAGAGACUUUCGGACAUAAGAUGCUCACUCGCCACGGAUGGCAGCCGGGACAGCUGCUUGGUGCGACGAAUGCGCCUCACGCCGAGUUUCAUACUUCGGCGAACGCCUCCCAUAUCCGCGUAACCCUGAAAGACGAUACUCUUGGGUUAGGAGCAAAACGUGGUAGCGGGCAAGGAGCAGGUGAAUGCACCGGACUUGAUGUGUUCCAGGGCCUGCUUGGCCGGUUGAAUGGAAAGAGCGACGGAGAGCUCGAAAAGGAAGAGAAGUCGAGGGCUGACCUGAAGCGCGUGCUUUAUGCUGAACGUCGCUGGGGCUUGAUUCAAUUUGUUCGAGGCGGCUUAUUAGUUGGCGACAAAAUCGAGAAUCCAAGUGAAGAAAUUACGAAAGCUCCCGAAAGCCGAGCCGCCGCUGAAAAAGGAGUUUCAACUGGUGAGGUGGAAAUGAGAGACGGCGACAAAGAAUCUCAAGAGCGCCGAGACUCGUCCGAUUCCGAUAUCAAAGACUCCCGAGAUAAGGACAAGAAGAAGAGGAAGGAGAAGAAGAAAAAGAAGAGUAAGAGCAGCGACGAGGACAAUGGUUCAACCCGCUCUGGAGAAAGGGAGGAGAAGAGGAAACGCAAAAUGGAGAGACGUGCGAAAAAGGAGGCCAAGAGAAUUAAACGGCAGCAACGCGCGAGCCGUGAAACGACAGGAUCAGAUGUUGAGAUGAGCUCGUCUUCUGAUCAGUUGAAUAAGGGCGAUAAUGAGUCAGUGGUGACUUCAAGAGAAGCGUCUAAAGCCCCGCAAAGUUCAAUGUCACAACAACCAAUCUCAUUUGCCGCAGGAAGGCAUGCAGUCAGACAACGGUAUAUUCGACAGAAGAAAAUGGCUUCUAUGGAUUCUAGGGCCCUCAAUGAGAUUUUCAUGGUCAAAGCUUAGACUUUGCAUUUGAUACCCAGGAAGCUCCAAUGACAGUAGCAUUUAACCGGAUACAGGCCAUCUAGAUAUAGAAUAAUGCAUUUUAAAGGCGCAAGUUUGGCAAAGCUUAGUUUCUCAUUUCCUCACUUUGGAGUUUCCGGUCGAGCAAUCUUUUGUUCCUUAAAUAUAUAUAGAGGUUGGAUGGACUACUACUCACCAAUUUUAUUAUAUUCAUACUCGAU